AGCAGGCAUGUUACUGCACUUCUAUUUGUUUGUGCUAUUUUCGCGAUCGUCAUCGUAUCUGGAUCUAUUUCUUUCUUCAAAAGGAAGUCUUGCGCGUGUAAUGAGAACCAAGCAAGUUAUCUGAGUCCUGUUGAUCAACCAGUGGUUCACUAUCGACCAGGAAUACACUUGGAACCGUGUGAUCGGGAGGAACCGUACUAUUCAGUCAUCGCAGAUGGAUAUGAGAUGCCCUGUAGUCGGGUCACGAGGGAUGGUAAUCGCCGAGAAGUUCGGCACUGUUCAGCAGGUUCAGCUUGUCACACUUGUUGGACUGCAGCCAUGGUUCGAGGCAGUGUCCUAGCUCUACUUAUUGUCCAGAGUUCAUUUGGACUCGAGUUGCUGAAAAACCCAGGAUUCGAGAGUCCAGAUCUGUCGGGCAACUGGGGAGGAUGGGGCUUCACACUUGUUAGUAUCACUGAUGACGUCCAUGGAGGAACUCAUGCUGUCAAAGUAUCCGGAAGAACACAGUCCUACCAAGGCCCUGGGCAGGAUGUUCCCAUACAGCCUGGUGGCCGCUAUGCCUAUACUUCCAGUGUUAAACAGCUGAAUGAUCACACAGGGACGUUGUUCCAGACCAUCAAGAUCACCAUUGCAUAUACAUGGGCUGAUGACGGUAAAACAGAUUAUUACGACAUCGCUCAACAUCCAUUUGUCCAGUCUGCCAAUGGAUGGUUCACCCUCGACGGGGAUUUCACCGCUCCAUUAAGAAACACCAGCAAGGCCAACCUGUACUUCCAAGGCCCAGAUCCAGGAAUCGACUUCAUCGUUGACGACGCUUCUCUCCAGACGGUGGACGAGGACAUGAGCUGGAAGGCCGAGGCAGAUGCGAGGAUACAGAAGAUUAGGAAAAAUAACAUCAAUGUUCAAGUGACACAUUCAUCUUCAUUCAACCCUGCUGAUAUUGAAGUUAAGAUUGACCACAAAAGACAUCUGUUUGGAUUUGGGUCAGUAAUAAAUGAGGAAUAUAUGAUAAACGACGGCUACAAAGAGUAUCAAAACUUCGUCUAUACAAUGUUCAACUGGGUGACAGCAGGAUCCUUCAAGUGGAAGUACAACAGAGGUACCAAGGAUAAACCUGACUACACAGUUGCUACAGAUGCUGUGAAGGUGCUUAAUCAACAUGGCAUGAAAGUUCGAGGACACAAUAUGUUCUGGGGAGUUCCAGGUAACUCUCCCAGUUGGGUAGAAGCCUUAAACGGGACAAUGUUGAAAGCAGCCAUUGCAGAAAGAGUCAAAUAUAUGACCGGCAUCACAAAGGGACAACUGGGUCACUGGGACGUGAACAACGAACUUCUCCAUGGUCAGUUAUAUGAAGAGAAAACAGGUGAUGCCCUGUACUCGGAGAAGAUCUACGAUAUGGUCCACAAGGCUGAUCCCGUGCCCAAGCUCUUCCUCAAUGACUACGACGUUGUUGCUGUUGGAGCCGUCACUGAUGCUUACGUUGCCCAGGCUAAAGAGUUCAAAAAGGCUAAUGUUGGACUGGGAGGCCUGGGUCUUCAGAGUCACUUCAGAGACUACACACCUCCAGAUCCCACACUUCUGAAAAGACGUUUGGACAACCUGGGAUCUGUUGGACUGCCUCUGUGGAUUACCGAGAUGGACCUGGUGCACCAUGACGAGAAUAUCCGGGCGGACUGGUACGACUGGGCUCUCAGAACCUACUUCAGUCAUACAGCAGUGGAGGGCGUCAUAUUCUGGGGAUUCUGGGAUCAUCAAAUGAAAAGCCCUUACGCCGCACUCAUCAAUGGAUAUAACUUCUUUGUGAACGCUGCUGGUCAACGUUACUUUGAUCUGGUCCAGAAGGAGUGGUCAACACAUGUAGCUAAGAAUCUCUCAGAUGGAUCGUCCUUCUCCGUGAAUGGCUUCCAGGGAGACUAUGACAUUGUAGUCAACUACAAGGGGAAGCCCGUUAUGUACCAGGAAUUCCACCUGGGGAAGGCAGAUGCCACACUCAACCUGGACAUCAGUGGCGAUGGCCAUCAAGUGACACUCCCAACAACUAUUGAUCCAUUCGUGCACGUGACACAUGCUAUCCAAGUCUCCCAUAACAACCAGCAUAUUGUUGGUCACAUGUCAUCAGAUGCUAAUAAUACCGACAUUCAGUGCGUAACCCGCUGGUCCGCAGUCUCUGACGUCGGCGAUGACAAGCCUACUUAUGCUUACUGCGAGAGUGAUGAAGUGAUGACCGGCUGUUCAGGUUAUCAUCAGGAUGGAGAGUGGUAUCGUGAUGGCGAGGAAAUUGAGGUUAAAAAUGGUCGGGUGGCUUGUAAAGCGGUAAAUGGUUGGCGAUCAAAAGAAGGUCUCCAGGCUGUUGCACGAUGCUGUAAGACGAAGAACAUCAAGUGUACCUACAGAGGAUCAGGACCAUCUGCCAAGUCUGUGGAUGCGAGAGUGGAAACAACUUGUUUGAACUCCGAAAUUGCCACAGGCUGUACGGCCUGGACAUGGGACUCUGAGAUGAUAGGAUCCUUCCCAUCGGACAAUCAAAAGGGAUGUGUUGCCUCAAAUGAAGGCACUACUGUAGGUACCUGGUCUUAUGCUGCCUGUUGUGCUGCCCCCAAACUGUCCUGUAAGACGCUGGUGUCCACACCGAGCAGUCUCCAGAAGGGAGAGAAGGCAUCUGUAGCCUGUGAUGCGGGAACUGUGCUGUUUGGCUGUAGCGUCCGAGCCGACUUUGGAAAGUCAGCGGGCGCAUUUAUUGGAGGGACGCAGGCUAAGGGAGAAUUCUGCAUUGCCAUGAAUGGUGAAGAUAAGUUUACUGGCGAACAAGGGGUGUUGGCCGUGGCCACGUGUUGUUCACUUGAUGGUCAUGGUGGGGCUAUCAUCGGUUAGAGUCGGUGCUUUCACAUUCCUGUGUUUCACUCAUACUAAAGAAAGCAGCAAUAAACGCACGUUUUUAUCUUCUCA
Molecule: messenger RNA, 2946 nt
Organism: Haliotis rufescens (red abalone)
Lineage: Eukaryota; Metazoa; Mollusca; Gastropoda; Lepetellida; Haliotidae
Product: endo-1,4-beta-xylanase 3-like
Exons: 20
Coding region: 226-2871 (881 amino acids)
Biological process (GO): carbohydrate metabolic process
Molecular function (GO): hydrolase activity, hydrolyzing O-glycosyl compounds
Source: RefSeq, a predicted model, not a curated record